AUGGUUACAUUUACAAAAUCCAACUGCUUACGGAUAAAUCGUAGACGUCCAUUCAGGUUUGAGGCAAAAUGGUUGUUAGAUGAUGAGUACCAAAAGGUGGUGAGGGAGGCUUGGGGAAAACGCAGUAAUGCAGGGGAACUCAUGGGGAGGAUUUCAUGUAUCAGGGAGGAAAAUGGAAGGGUAAAUAGGGACUAUGACGAAAUAAAAAGGGCGUUUAUCCACUAUUUUAAUUCCCUGUAUUCUACGGGAGGUACCAGUGGGUUGGAGGAAUGCUUGGAUGGGCUUGAAUCACGUGUUACCAUGGAAAUGAAUAGAAGGCUGCUUGCUGUGUUCACCUGCGAGGAAAUAGAGGCGGCUCUUGCACAGAUGGGUCCUCUCAAGUCACCAAGUCCAGAUGGUUACGCGGCUGUUUUCUAUCAAAAAACAUGGGAAACGGUUAAAGAUGAGGUUUGCAAAGCUAUCCUUGGCUUUCUUAAUGAUGUUUCUUACUCGGUGUUGAUUAACGGACAGGCUCAUGGUAAAAGCAUUCCCACUAGAUGGCUAAGACAGGGUGAUCCUCUUUCCCCCUAUCUUUUUCUUUUAUGUGCAGAGGUAUUAAGCCAUAUGAUUGGUAGAGCAGAGUUACAAAAGAAAAUUACGGGGUUGGCUAUCACUAGAAGAGGAGAGCGUCUCUCCCAUUUGUUUUUUGCAGAUGAUAGCUUGCUUUUCUGCAAGGCAAGUGUCACAGAAUGGGAGAAUUUACAAGCAAUCCUAAUUGGAUAUGGAAAAGCAUCGGGCCAAUGCCUUAAUAGACAAAAAACAUCCAUCUUUUUCAGCAAGAAUACCCACCUAGAGCGUCGUGCACAACUUCUAUCUCUAGUGGGAGCUAGCUCCACGGAAAGCUAUGAGAAAUAUCUGGGCCUUCUAGCCCUCAUUGGCAGAUCACGCAUAAAAUCUUUUAAUAGUCUUCAAGGGAGGAUUUGGAACCGAUUGACGGGGUGGAAGGAGAAAUUUUUUACUCAUGCGGGGAAGGAGGUGUUGCUAAAGGCACUAAUUCAAGCAAUCUCGACUUACACUAUGAGUGUUUUUCAACUCCCAAAAAUUUUAUGCAAAAGGAUUAAUACCAUGAUGUCUCGCUUCUGGUGGGGGCAUAAAGGAAACCUUUCGAAAAUUGCUUGGUUGAGUUGGGACAAACUUGCAGUGGAUUGUGGGCGUGGAGGCUUGAGUUUUAGAGAUUUAGAGUGCUUUAAUCAAGCUCUUUUGGCCAAGCAAGGUUGGAGGCUUGUGCAGCAUCCCGAUUCACUGGUGGCGAAGGUAUUGAAAGCCAAAUAUUUCCCUCAAGGGAAUUUUUUAGAUGCCCAGCUGGGGAGUCAUCCGUCCUACACUUGGCGAAGUAUCUGGAAAGCAAAGAGUUUGCUACAAGCAAGAAUGAAAUGGAGAGUGGGCAACGGGCAAUCUAUUAAAAUUUGGGGAGACAAGUGGCUUCCAACUCCCACUUCUCAUGUUGUACAAUCACCAAUCCAUAGACUCACCCCUGAUGCAUGCGUGAGUGAAUUAAUUGAUGAAGCAAGUCUAUGGUGGGAUACUGCACUGAUUCAUGAGGUUUUUAUUAAGGAGGAGGCGGAAACUAUCUGCAGUAUGGCUAUUUGUCCUAGAGGGCAGCCGGAUGUCCUAGUGUGGGCAGGCACUAAGAACGGUUUUUUCACUGUUUGUAGCGCCUACCAUUUAGCUAAAACGCUCAAGGAUAUGCAGCAUGGAUCUAGUUCGUCAGGGGUUCUUUCUAGAGAAAUUUGGCGAAACAUCUGGAAGGUUGGAGGUCCAAGGGUGGUGCAACUAUUCCUCUGGAAAGCAUGCCAAAAUAGUCUACCCACAAAAGGAAAUUUGGAUGUGUGGCUUGAGAGCGGCCAAAAGCUUCAGAAGUGCUUGAGUGAAGCUGGAGAUUUUACUGAUUUAUUUGCUAGGCUGUCUGCGCUCUUAAGCAGGGAAGUGCUGCUUCAAUUUGCUACGGUGGCCAGGCAAAUUUGGUUUCGGAGAAAUUCUAUGGUUCAUGGAGGGGAGUUGAUUCCACCAUACUUGGUAAUUAAAAAAGCCAAAGAGCAGGUUGCAGAUUUUAAGAAGGCCAUCUUCUCCCCAGGCCAAGAAGGUAUGUCAAAAACAUUCCAGGUACCUGUGGAACAAUCGAAAUGGAAGGCCCCGCCAGUUGGUUUUAUCAAGAUCAAUUGGGACGCCUCCAUUGACGUUGGAACCCAAAGGAUGGGAAUGGGGAUGGUGGCACGAAAUAACAGGGGGGAGGUGGCGGCUAUGUACUGCUCAACAAAGCCAUUUGUUAACGAUCCAUCGGCAGCGGAAGCCCUGGCAGCGGCUCAAGCGGUUCACCUGGGACGCAGAAUGGCAUGGGAGAAUAUCAUUUUAGAAGGCGAUGCGUUGGAGGUGGUCUAG
Messenger RNA from Corylus avellana, 2418 nucleotides. Lineage: Eukaryota; Viridiplantae; Streptophyta; Magnoliopsida; Fagales; Betulaceae. The record is from RefSeq and is a predicted model, not a curated record.